This is a messenger RNA of Hippoglossus stenolepis (Pacific halibut), 4298 nucleotides long. RefSeq names its product sodium channel, voltage-gated, type II, beta (gene scn2b). The transcript is spliced from 6 exons. The coding region runs from base 188 to 844 and encodes 218 amino acids. Gene Ontology annotation, cellular component: membrane. NCBI's taxonomy places the organism in Eukaryota, Metazoa, Chordata, Actinopteri, Pleuronectiformes, Pleuronectidae. The record is from RefSeq and is a predicted model, not a curated record.
AUCAACCUCCAGACGGCUGAAGACACUGCCAGCCAUGUUCUGCCUCUAAAACAAAAACACUGCCUUGUUUCAAAGCGUUUCUAACGCGCACAUCUGGAGCACAGUCGCUGCUCUUUGCCUCCGCCCUCUUGUUUUCUCUUCAGAUCAUUCUAAAGCCGUGUUUUGAUUGAACCCAGGCGGAGGUAAGAUGUCUUCCCCGGCGCAGGAGAGGAGCUCCGCCGCUCCGCUGCUCAGCGCUGUGCUGCUGCUCGUCUCGCUCUCCGGUUGUGCAAGCAUGGAAGUGCUCGUGCCCAGUUUCAUAAAUGCACUGAACGGAACAACAGUCAAAAUCCCCUGCACGUUCACGUCCUGCUACAAGAUGGAUGUGAACACGUUUAUCAUGAACUGGACCUACCAAGAAACACUCAACGACACAAAGGAAAUGUUUAUGAUUUUCUAUAAGAGGAAAGGAAUGGUGACUCUGAGGACAGAACGGUUCGGAGAGAGGGUCAUGUUUGCUGGGAACCUGGAUAAGAACGAUCUGUCCAUCAAACUGUCAGAUAUCCAGGUGGAGGAUGUGGGGACUUACAACUGCUAUGUGAUGAAUUCCCCAGACCGCACCCCGGGAUAUGGUCCCAUACAACUUAAUGUUGUCACUGAACUUCCCCCGCCGAGGGACUCCACCAUUGCAGUAGCUAUCGGGGCAUCGGUGGGCGGAGCAUUGGCUCUGCUGAUCCUCUCCAUGGUCGUGUUGAAAUGCCUCCGUCGACACCAGAAACAGGAACUGAUUUCGGAGGAAAAGAUGGAGGAGGAGGUUAAACUGGACCCUGAGGGUGUUGCAGAGGAGGGAACCAAACAACCGUAGCCAUGUCACCUGCUUGAACCCGCAGACUGUGGAGCUCUCAUCCCCAACACGUCCUACGACCAUCAUCCUGAAGAUCUAUAGUAACCACUGCUUGAAUCAUUGUCUACGGAUGCUCCCCUACCCCCUGCAGGGCUCCAGACUUACUUUUCUAACCUUGUCAUUUAAGUGCACCAGCACAUCCUUUAGGUGCACCCAAAAUGUAUCACUGUGCCCCUUGGCACCGCAAUAAUACACCUAUUGUACCAUUUCUUGACAGUUCCCAUUUACAUCGGUAAUUUCUUAAUUAGGGCUGGGGUUUGAUUUGUUCAAAUAUCGAUUCAGUUCAGGAUAUUUCACUGUACAAUACCAAUUUUGCCUAGAUAUGAAAUCAAUUCUCAGAGAACUAAAGCUGUAAACUGAACAAGGAAACCCCUAACUUGCUGCAUUAUUAAAAAUAUUAAGGUAGGACUGUCACAAUAACACAUUUUGUUGGAUGAUUCUUUGUCCCAGAAAUUAUUGGAAUAUAUGAUAUUAUCAUCAUCGUGAAACCAUUUUAAGCCACUGGUAUAAUGAUCACUUAAUUCUAAAGAAUAUUGAGUCUGACAUUUGAAUUCAAUUUAAAAAUAAAUAUUAAUAUUUCAAAUAUCCUAAAUAAAUAAAGAAUAAACCACAGACAACCAAAACAAUACAUAAAAUGGACUCUCUGGCUCUGUUAAAAAAAAUUGCUCUUGAUAAAUAUUAAACAUUUGGCUCAGGAUAUAUGUUACCUGCUCAGCAAACAGGAAGGGAUGCUUAUAAUUUAGAUGAGCUUUUAAGUUUCUAUUGUAUUGGGUUAGUGUUCCAGCGUUAUACCUAGGACUUUGUUCAUGUGUGGGUUCGAUUUUUUUGGGGAUUGUUUAAAUGCGUGUCUCAUAAACUCUCAAGUCAAUCAAACAAACACAAAGUAAACGUCAGUGCGGUUCGGAUCUUAAUAACGUGUGAUUAGUGUCGGUGUUUAUUGUAAAAGUGUAAAGUGAUCGCAGGUCAGCAGGAGUGUUGAGGGAUCACAUUCAGGUAGAGACUCUGACACGCUUCAAACCAACCGCUGCUUCUGCUGCAGCAGCGCUGAUCAAUUUGUAUUAGUGGUCCGUCGCGGGAAACCCUGUAUUCACACGUUUUGUCGCCACUGUUCGACAUUUACUGCUUCGCUCACCUCCUAUUCGCCCUCAUCUCUGCUUCUCUGUCUGUGUCUCAGUGUGUGAGUGAGUGAGUGGGGGCAGGGCCAGCCCGGGGCCUGUGUCUGUGAGUGUAAACUCUGCAGAGGAGAUGAGAUGAGGAGGCGACACGACUCGAACAAAUACAGAGACACAUCAGUUAAAUGUCAGCGGUGUGACCAAGGACAUUUGUUAGUCGCACUCUGGAGCCCUGCACUGCGUGAGCGAGCGAGCGAGUGAGUGAGUGAGUGACAUUGAGAGAGAGAGAGUAUAUCUGUAUGUCUGUGGGAUGUGUUUCCUUGAAAAAGCCAGGGAACACUUUUUUCAACAUAACCAUUAAACAUAUUACUUUAUUCAUAGCUACAAGUCAAUAUCAAUCACAUUACAAGUGUCAAACAUUUUAAUGGCACACUAUACGACAGGAUGGGGCUGGGCGGUAUCACCUACGCUUUAUAGCAUGGUAUCAAAAUACAAUAUUUUGAAUAUGGAGUGGUGUUAAUAUCACAACAUACAACUUUACUCGCAUGAUUUUAUGGGAUGUUAUUUCCAAUUCAGUCUAGGGCUUUGGGACAAAAACAAUUGAUUCCCUGAAGUCUAUCUUAAAUUAAUUAAUAAAUCCAAAAGUGGUUUGUGAUGGAAGUUAAAAGCCUCUCACACAGCAGAUCAGAUGUGUGUGUGUGUGUGUGUGUGUGUGUGUGUGUGUGUGUGUGUGUGUGUGUGUGUGUGUGUGCAUCUGUUGUGUGAUGGGAAAUUGUGCCGUAUGCUCUUCUGUCUCACAGCAACUUUGGGAUUUGGUUUUGGGUGAAUUUUUUUAGGUUAACAUAUUGUGAAUUCAUUGCCUUAAAGCCAUGUCUCUCAACUGUGCGUCUGGAUACCAUGUCUUAACAUAGACAACAGAAAUAGUGCAUGUGUGCAUGUGCUGUGUCCUUCCACAGCUGAACUAAAUGAUGUCUACAUGUCUCGAAGGUGUCAGCUUGUGUCUGAGCCAGAGAGCAUUCUUAAACAUUCCUGAAACGCGUCAAGGUUUUUCUAGCAAAAAAACAGUCGCCCUGCAUAGUGACUUGUCAUAAUAGAAACAGCACAGGUUCUGUUCAUCAAUUUAAAGCUGGCUCUGUUAUAGACAAACGUUGUGACACACCCUCUCUCCAAAAUCACUGCCUAUUUAAUAUGCAGUGCAGAUUUCGGAAUAAGUCGCAGAAGUCAAAAUUGCAAAAAAUGUCCCAGAUUCCCCGAAUUCCCCCAAUCAAUAUUCAGGACUUGAAUUAGAUUAAAUAAACAUUUAAUUUGUAUUUUGUUACUUUUUUUGACUAAAAUAAACUAUGGAAUAUUUACAGUGUGUAUUGAAUAAAUGAACAUGGGCGUGGUUUCAGACAGAGACAGUUUGACUGAGCCACCAUGCACAACGACCAAGACCCUCAACCUGAAGCAGCUAAAUAUCAUUCAGUCAGGAUUCAUUUUGAUUGUUUCCCUACACCUUGUGCUUUUUCUACUGUGACACGUCACAAAUGUCUGCUGUGGACAAAAGGGAGGUGGAGCAACAUGUUUCCCAAUAACCUCAUGGUUCUGCCUUGGUCUUAUAUGUUCUUAUUUAGUUUUUGUUGUUGUUUUUUUAUUGUGUAAGAGUGGUAUGCUUUCUGUCAGUGACACAAAUGAACAACCGCACUGGUGAACAUGUGACUGCCAAUUUAAAUACGAACACAAACAGCUUGCCCUAAACCUAUUUUACAGGUUAUACCAUCCAUCCCUAUGGUGGGCACUGGUCCAUCCUGCCUGCAGCCUUGUAUUAGGGUAUUUAAGGAUACAAUAAUUACAGUGUUUUUGACUGUAAGAUUUCGCGAUACAUUGUACAACCAUUUGCACGUUGUUUAGAAGCCCCCUGGUUAAUUCGUAAAAGAAAAAUCAAAAAUAGAAAAACAUUGCAGAAGUCUUUAGCAAAAGCACCUAAAAGGCGAAGAGAAUUGAAAUACAUUUGUACAAUACGCUGUGUGUUCAUGCAAAUUUGAAGCAGUGUUUACCACGAAGGUUUUGCUGGCAAUAUAUUUCGUCGUAUACAUAACUGUGAAUAGUAUCCACUCUGUUUCUCAAACUGAAAAAAAUAUCAUGUAGUAGACAGAUGUAUCAUUGUAUAUAAACCACCUCUGAUCGUGAGUUUGCCCUGAAUAGUUGCUCUUGUAUCACUUUAAAUGUUAGUGGACACCAAACUAAUGCUUGCACUGUGUUGCCUCUAAAAAGCACCUGUCGUUACAUCAGGUAUUUUAAAUAAAGAUGAUUUAGGAAAUAUC